AGCUGAGGGAACCUUAAGAGCCCGCGGGAAGGGGGCGGGGCUCCGGGCUGCGGGGCGGGGCGUGCGCUGGAGAUUGGCACGUGAUAGAGGAUGGAGUGGGAGAGGAAAGAAAAAGGGGUUGGAGAGUAGCACAUGCUUCGGGGGCGAAGGGCGCGUGCGUGGAGGAGGAACACGCCGGGGCUGGCACCUUGAGCAGCGGGAUGUAUCAGCUGCACGGGGAACGGGGUGGGGCCGGAGAAGUCAUGAGUCCGGCAUUGGGCAGCGACUUUGUAGAUAAGAUCUGGAAAAACCUUAGGAAAAUGUCAGCAAGAGAGGUGAAGCAAGAGCCCCAGGGGGUUGGGGUGCAGCUCUCUAGCCCCUCUGUUUCCCUUGGAAGCCUAGGCAAGACUCGAUGCCCAAUGUGCAUGGAGCUUUUUAAAGUGCCCAGGAUCUUGCCAUGCUUGCACACAUUUUGCACGACCUGCCUAGAAAAGUUGGAGCCCUUCUCCGUACUGGCCAUGCGACCAUCAGACCUAGAAACGACCUCGGAGGAUGCAAGGCCUUGGGAUAAGCAGCCUCAGCAGCAGGAGUCACAGCUGAGCAUCCUCUGUCCAGUCUGUGAUACGGAGGUGGACCUGCCUCCAGGAGGAGUGAAGUCCCUGACUAUGGACCACCUGGCUGUGAAUGAGGUGCUGCAGCAAAACCUACAAGAGGACAUGCCGGGUGUGGUGUGUGAUCUGUGCAGUGACAGGGAGGUGGAUAAUCGUUGUCUCACCUGCAAGGUGAAUCUGUGCCAGUUCUGCAGUCAGGCUCAUAGGCGGCAAAAAAAAACUUCUUCCCAUUCUGUCAUGCCUAUGAAGGACCUGAAAGGAUAUAGCCAGAUUGGGAAGCAAAUUAUGUGUUCCACCCACCCUGCUGAGGAGCUGAAUCUGUUCUGCGAGCAGUGUGACCAGCCAAUGUGUGGGGUCUGUGCGCUAGGUGAACAUCGGGGGCACACCUAUGACUUGAUCGGCAACAUUAUCCACAAGCAUGGGAACUCCAUGCGGGAGCUCCUCCACAGCACCCAGCCCCACGUGGGCUCCUUAGAGAGAGCCCUGGCCCAGAUUGAGGGGGUGGGAAGUGCCCUCCGUUGCCGCAUGGAUGCCCUAUCUGCUGACAUCCGGGAGUUUUGCGAUGGCUACAUCACUGCUAUCAGAGAACAUCGUGAUCAGUUGCUGAAACAAUUGGAAGACCUCCGGAUCCAGAAAGAGAAUUCUCUGCACCUUCAGAAGAUCCAGGUGGAGCAGCUGCUAGCAGAUCUGCGGACAGGCGUGGAGUUCACAGAACACUUACUGAGCAAUGGCUCCGACCUGGAAAUUCUCAUCACCAAGGAGGUCGUAGUGAAUCGGCUGAAGAAGCUCAAGAAAGCUGACUACAGCAUUGGCCCUGGGGUAGAUGAUGGCAUAUGCUUCUCCCCACAGGAGAAGGCGGGCCAGUAUGGUGGCUAUGAAGUUUUUGGAGCAAUUCUCACCAAAGGGGUGGAUCCUGCCCAGUGCAUUCUCCAAGGGGAAGACAUCCACAAAGCUUGGGAAAAGCAGAAAGUCACUUUUACUCUGCUCUGCAGAGAUAUAUUAGGGGAGUCCAUGGGCAGAGGAGGAGAGCACAUCCGAGUGAGCGUCAUCCAUAAAAACAAGAAGGACUGUGUUCUUAAGACGAUGGUUCAGGAUAACAACAAUGGAACUUACGCCAUUUCCUUUAUCCCCGAGGACCCCGGCCCCUAUACUGUGUGCGUCUGUGUCAGAGAGCAGCACGUCCAGUUCUGUGUGACCCCGUUUAAAGUUUUCUUGGCAAAGAGACCGGGGCGGUUUGCUAUUUCCUUCUCCAGCUCAUUUUACAGAUAAGGAAACUGAGGCAAACAAGGUUAGUGACCUGCCCAGAGUUACCCAGACCUAUUUGUUGUGCCACUUUCUGCCCCAAAUGAUUGGGAAUUAUUCUUUUAAUCAUGAGUUAUUAUUUUAUUAGCACAUAGGCAGCACAGGGCAAGUGGGAGAGACCUUUGAGUGAGUCCCAGAGAGCAUUUCUGGACUUCAGCUGCCUGCCACAGAGCUUUACAAUAACUUCAGAGUGCACUGAGGGUCUGUGGGGACAAGGGGGACAAAGUCUUGCCUCCUUUGCAGGAGCAGGAGCACAAGCAGAUACAGAGGCCCAUGUUUGGUGGGACAGACCUUACCUCCUGACCAGCUUGGGGACAGUCCUCAACUUGGUGUUUCUUCCACUAGGCCUGGAAUGGACACUUGCUCACGGGCCCCUGCUCUGUGGUCUUUAU
Messenger RNA from Antechinus flavipes (yellow-footed antechinus), 2284 nucleotides. RefSeq names its product tripartite motif containing 45 (gene TRIM45). Gene Ontology annotation, cellular component: chromatin; nucleoplasm. Gene Ontology annotation, biological process: positive regulation of DNA-templated transcription. The transcript has 6 exons. Gene Ontology annotation, molecular function: protein binding; ubiquitin-protein transferase activity; zinc ion binding. The coding region runs from base 201 to 1859 and encodes 552 amino acids. Lineage: Eukaryota; Metazoa; Chordata; Mammalia; Dasyuromorphia; Dasyuridae. The record is from RefSeq and is a predicted model, not a curated record.